Schistosoma guineensis is the source of this 4063-nucleotide messenger RNA. The record is from the annotation of a GenBank genome assembly. NCBI's taxonomy places the organism in Eukaryota, Metazoa, Platyhelminthes, Trematoda, Strigeidida, Schistosomatidae.
GAUCAAAGAUGCACUGGUGUUAAUUACGAUGGUGAAUACCUUAGUGUAUAAACUAUAAGCAAAACGGGAACAAAAUAACAACAUUUGUUUCUUUAUGGAUAAAAACUUGAAAUUUCAUAUGAUUGAUUCAGACAGUAUAGAAUUAUUCAAUUCAUUAUCACCAACCAAAAGUAGAUCAACUGAAAAGAAUAAACUUAAAAAUAGUACAUUUGGAAAAGAUCACAAUUCAAUAGAUCAACUGAUUACAAGUAGUAACGCUAGUAGUGGAUAUUGGGAAGAUUGUGAUUCACUUGUUACAAGUGAAUAUGAUGUUUUCGGAUUGAAUUGGACAACUUGUCAUCAAAACGCUAGAAUAAAAUGCAACAAAUUGAAACAUCGACCACUUCCAGAUGCGACUAAUCAUUCAUCACUAGUUAGAACUCGAAGUUUCCAUGUAAAACCAAACGAUUACAUCAAUAAAAAUUCAUAUGAACAGUAUACAAGAGAUCAUUAUUCAGAUUCAAUUCUCAAUACUUACUGUGAAGAUAUACAACUUACAACAAACUCUCAAAAUAAAGCAGCUAAUAAUAUACGUCAGUCGUCGUUGGAAGAUAAUAAUCAUCUAUGUAUACCAAAUGAUUCGCUGAGUGGACUUGAUUUGAUUGAAUCAGAUUUUUUAUUUUGUCAAAACAGUUGUUCAUCUGUAAAUCAUAUUCAGUCAUGUCAACGUAUUUCCUCUGAAGUACAGAAUGUUGAAGAGAAAACGUUUAAAUACUUAAGUGAAUGGGAUGAUAGUGGAGAUGAAGAUAUUAUAAAAGGAGCAGAACCAAAAACUAAAUUUGAGGCUGCGUUAAGAAGAGCUGAAGAGAAAAAUAAAAAACGAAUGGAACUGAUAACUUCUAAAGACUUUUCAACAUCAGAUAGUAAAAAGAUGCCUGAAUGGGGUUCACCUAUCCAAAUAAGGAAGAAUGCUGAUCAAAGUAGAUUUAUGGAAUGUUCUCUUUCAUUAGAUAUUCCUGUGAGCAACAGCAGUUCUCCGAAAAUAAGUAGACCUUCUGAUCUUUGUCGCGAAGUUGAAGAAUGGUUGGAAUCAAGACCAUCAUGGAUUGACCAAAAACAUCAGAAAAAUAAUCCAGCGUUACAAAUUUGCUUUUUAAAUAUAUCUGAACAAAAUUUGUUCUCUUCCAUGGAAGCAAUAGUUGCUGAACCUUAUUUGGACAAUAAUGAUUAUAGAACUGGACAAAAUAAUAUAGAAACUAAUUUAUUUUCAGCUGUUAACUGUAUUAAAACAAAUGAUAGUAUUCAAACAAUUAACUCAUUGAAUGACAAUGAAAUUAGUUUGAAUAGUAUUGAAGAUUAUGAUGAUAAUAAUUCACAGAGACUAACAUUGAAUGGUAAUUCAUCUUUUGUAAAUCAUAAAAAUGAAAAGAAUCGUACAAGUUCAUCAAUAUCUGGAAGAUCAUCUUUAUUAUUAGCUUUUGAAUCUUCAGUUAAUUUAAUUGAUUUAUUGAAUGAGAUCAAUAUGUAUUAUGAACGAUUAUUAGAUCAAUGUAGACAAGAUUGUUUUGAUGCACGAUCUGUUGUUUAUUUACAAGAACUAAUAAAGAAUCAUAAACGAUUUCAAACAGAAACACAAAUUGCUAUUAUUCAGGUUCCAAAAAUAUCCGCAAUGCAAGCAGAAGUUGAACGUACAAAGAUUUCAUCGAUAACUCCAAAUAUAGCAACAUUACUUCGAGUUGACUAUAGGAAGUUUCAAAUAUCCAAAGAAGAAUUAAUUCAAUUCUCUAUUUCUCAAUUGAAAGUUAUUAUGAAUGAUUUGCAUUCUAGAAUCGAAAGUGAGAACAAUAGUUUUGAUUGUAUUUAUUCUCGUUUUGAAUAUUGUAUAACAGACUGGAAUUCAGUAGUCUAAAUUGUUUAAAAAAAUUAUUAUCAAGAACUAUCUUCACAUUGAAUAAACAUUCUUAAUGACAUUGUUGGUGCAUUAAGUCGAUAUUGGAAAAUAUCUAGGAAAAUUAAUAUCAGAUUUUAUAAGUUUGUAAUGAUCCAUAACAUUUUAUGGUCGGAUAAAACUGGUCAGUCUUUAUUACUUACUGAUUUAUAAAUUUCAAAUUAAUUAAUUUGUUAACUGAUUAAUUAGUAUUUUUGUAUGCAUUGUAUAUUGAUGUUAUAUCUAGAACUUGAAUUUUUGCUAUACUGCCCACAACUUGAGCACUCGAACGCUUGAACCCUCCAAGUCUCAAGUUAGAAGACAAAAGACAAGUGAAAAGGAAACUUAUUCCAACCAGAGUCAAAUAUCGUACAAAACACUUGGGUAUUUAUAUUUUUAGUAAAGACAAAAUCAUCAUUACAAUCGUCCAGUCCAUAUGCAAUGGUUUUUAGCAUUUGUCCAAUCGGGAAGCUACGGGCCGAGAUUCUGAAAUAUCCUUUCAAACGAUGACUGGAUAGAAUGUCCUCAGUUCUUCCAGAGCUCCUUAGAGCUUCAUUGAGUUCACUGGGAGCCGUUUCCAUGACUAGCGAACGAAUUUCAGAGAAUAAGGCUGAUUCUAUCAGGGUGUAUGAAUAAUUUAUAAUUAGCAGUAGAUUUUGUUUGAUUUAGCAGCUAAAUUUAAGCAGUAAUUAUUUCAGUAACACUGUGAUACAUCUGAUGAAUUCCAGCUUAGAAUUUAGUAAAUCAGUUUGUAAAACAGUAUGAUAGAUUCGAGUCAGGUUGAAAGAAAAUGAAUUGUUGCCAGCAAAAUGUUUGCCAUCAAUGUUUUUUGUAUCUUAGUAAUAAAAAUGACCACGAGGUAAAUACCUCAAAUCGAUCUCAAGAGGUUCAAAUUAAAUUGUUGUGAAUGAAUCCUUUAUUUUAUUUUGUAUUAUUGUCUUGUAUUAUUGAUAAAAUAUUCCUGAUCCUACUAUUAUUAUUAUUUCAGGUCUAAACAAUUCUCUCAUGUUGUCAUUAGUCGAAAGAGAUGAGUUGCACCUAGAACAAGGUGGUAAAUUAAUUGCUUUAGAAGAUAUCAAGUCGUAAGUUAUUUUCAAUCUUGUUUUGUAUAUUGACUUUCAAUUAAAUAAUUUUAAUAGUUGAAUUCAUGAGCUGAUCUAAGCUAGACCCCCAUAGAAACCUAGAACUGGGACGAAACGGCUGUCCAGUGCUUCCAGGUUUUCAAUGGUGAACUAGUUUAGAUCGGCUCAUGAAUUUAAAGAUUAAAAUUACUACAAUCUCCACAAUCUUUCAUUCUGAAAGUUAAAUAAUUGAUAAGAAUUAGAAACAGUAUGGUUUUAUGGUUCAUAAUAUCAAUAAUGGAAAGUUACUAGCCAUUACUAAUACCAUCAUAGCUGCUGAACAAGGUAAUGGCUAUCUAGAGUCAGUAUCCUCAAUGGAAAACAUGCUAGCAUUUUUAGCAAGCGACACUGAGUUCGAACGUCAGUGGUGAUAUCAACAAUAAAAUUUGUCAAAACGCGCAUCCUGGACUUCCUUGCCAGUUACAUAUGAAAUUCGCUGAACAGAAUUUUGUUUAGUUAGCUUUAAGUCACACAUUUUGUCAGUGGAAGGAUUCGAACUUGCAGCUCAAAUUUUAGGGUUCGAGUACUUUGACUAAUAGUUCACCUCUACAUAUUGACUUUUACAUUUGGGUUACUUGACAUAAACGUUAAGUAUGUAUUAUGCCUUGUGAUGGCUGACCCAGAUUACGAUCAGAAUUCUAAUAUGGUCUACUUCGCAUCUACUAUUUUCUUGAAAGUCUAGUGUCCGCGAAUGGACAAACUAUACUCCAGAUUAGUACUACUAACCUUUGCCGCACAGCUAAGACCCUAUUGGUCUAGAGUCUGCUAACUUUUUUCUAUGUCCUGCCUUGAGUCUAAAAGUCAGCAACCAGCUGUUACUAUAUCUUAUGAUAUUUCCGUACCGCAUCACACUAUAAAAUAUAAAAUAACAAUUAUACACAAACAAGCCCAAAUUUUCUGUUAGUAGGAAAGAUUUUAAAUAAUAGACCGGUAAGAAGUCAGGACUAGUAAACUGUAAAACAGUAAUUAGUGGGCCAACUAAAAGCUUAUGAUAAAUGGAGUGUACAUUCAUAAUCUAGUUACUUGAUAAUUAUAC